UCAUGAUGCGUUAUUUUUUGUUAAUAAUUUUUUACUAUUCAUUACUGUUCACCAAUGUUUUCAUUGUAGCUAAAAGUCAUAAUAUUGAUGAUGAUGAUGAUGAACCAAAUAUCUACACUGAACGUUUUAUGAAAAAUUUUGAUCAUAUCUAUUUAUUGGGACAAAAAUUUACCCAUCAAUUCUUUAGGCCAUUAUAUGAUGAAUCGAUUGCUAAUGUUGGAAAUCUUACUGGAGAAUGUCGCCAUUCAUUGCAGUUGAUGUUCACACAGCCAGAAUUGGAAUGGGCAUCAUUAAUGUUUGAUUCUAGUGGUCGAUUAAUAAGACCAGGUUUUAUAAGCGGAACUAUAACCGAUUUUGGUGAUUAUGAUCAAUGUUUAGCCAUCGAUCAUCAUCAUAAUGAUCGUAUGAUACAGGCAAGAUAUUGUCUGAUGACCAUACGUUUGCCGAUACCACCGGUAAAUGAAAAAAUCAUUUUCAAUGGUACUAGAUAUGAAAAUCGAUGGCCAUCAAAAUGGUGGAAUGAUCCACGUUAUCGUUUCUAUUAUCGAAUUGUUAGUGCUUUAUGUUUGCCAAGUACUUGUCAACGUAAUGAAAUUGAACAAAUAGCACGAAAAGUGUUUGAAAAUUUUGAAUUUACAAUCCAAGUGGAAGCCUGUCAAACAAGAAUGGAACAAGAAUCCAAUGAAUUGGAUUUUGGACAAAAAUUUUCAAUAUUCGUAUUGAGCAUCUGUAUUUCAUUUGCAAUCAUUGGAACAAUAAUCGAUUGCUACAAACGUCAAUGUUGUAUGAAUGAUGACGAUACGAUAAUAAUGGAAUUUUGGAAAGGAUUUAGUCUAUUGUAUAAUACGGAAAAACUUUUUACCAUAACUACAUACGAUAAUGAUUAUCGGGUAAAACCAGGUGAAACAUUGACAACACCACACACCGAAUUGACUGCCAUUCAUGGGCUGCGAUUUUUAUUGAUCAUGUGGGUGAUAACAUGUCAUACAACAAAUUUUGCACCAUUAGGUCUUUAUGAUCAACCAAUGAUUGCUUCUCGUUUUGCCAAUAGUAUUCAAAUAGUUCGAGAUUUUUGGACACAAUUUGUCAUAAGUGGAUCAUUAUCCGUGUCCGGUUUUUUCAUCAUCAGUGGCCUUAUAUCACUACAUACGGCAAUGAAAAAUCGUCAAGCAUUUCUUCAAUCAGUACCAUAUUGGAAAUAUAUACUACUCAGAUGGUUAAGAUUUGCACCACCAUUAUUGGGAAUGUUUUGUUAUCAAUUUUUAUGGCCAACAUUAGGCAAUGGACCAAUGAUGCAUUGGGAUUAUCUUCGUUAUGGUCAUCAGCCAUGUUAUCAACGAUGGUGGACAAAUUUUUUAUUCAUAUCAAAUUGGUUCCAUUUGACUGAUCAAUGUGGAUCACAUACAUGGUUUUUGAGUGCUGAUUUUCAAAUUAAUCUUGUGGCAUAUUUUUUCAUUUGGCUUUAUGCAUAUGAAUAUAAGGCCGGUUUGAUUGCCAAUAUCGUCACAUUAGCCAUGGCCAUUGUAUGUCCGAUUUUUAUACAUCUGUAUUAUGGGGUACCGCUGGUACAUAUCAUGGAACCAGAUAUUGAUAAAUUGAACGUUACCUUCAGUAUGAUUGAUAUCUAUACAUUCAAUCAUUAUUCUGCUUAUUUUACCGGAUUAUUGAUUGCUGGACUAUUACAGAAUCGUCGAUUUUCUUUGAAAAAAAAUAUUCGAUUGAUUCUAUGGUGGGCGGCAAUCAUUCUGGCAUUGGUCAUUCCAUUUUCAACAUAUCCAUUCAUACAGAUGGAAUAUAUUCCCGAUUCAUCGCUUAUAGCCAUUCUUUAUACUGGUAUAAAACGAUUUUUUUGGAUAUUCGCCAUCGGUUGGAUAGUGUAUGCAUCAUGUACGGAAACGGAUAAAAACAUUGUAUCCAGAUUUUUAUCAGCAAAAAUUUUUCAACCAUUUUCACGGCUUACAUUUUCAAUAUAUCUAACACAAUCAUUGGUCGUUUGGUAUUAUUCAUAUCAAUCACGUGAAUUGCAUACAAUUUCCCAUUAUAAUUCGAUUUUUCGAAUCGGUGGACAUACAUUAUUUUCAUUGACAUUCGGUUACAUUCUUUAUGUACUGUUUGAAGCACCAUCGGUUAAUCUAUGUAAAAUGGCAUUCAAACGUUCGAAUAUUAAACAAACAAUGAAAUCAUCGGCAACCGAUUCGAAUAACAACAACAAUGACGGAAUAGAAUUGAUGAAUUUGAAAAAAUCUGCCACAUUAAUUUCAAAAAAAUCCAAUCAAUGUAAACUUGAAUGAAUGAAUGAAUGUAAACCAUUGAAUGUGUGAUUAUUCUUUCAACCAAAAUGAUGGCCUUUUUUCUUUAUGUUUUUAUUUUCAUUUACCAAUGAAUUAGGUCCAGAAUCUUGAAAAUUAUUUCGGUUCCAUAUUCAUGAUUCGUGAUUCGUGUAUAUUGUGAAGUUUUUUCUUCUUUUGCUACUAAACAAAAUAAACAAUUUUUUUUUACCUCAAA
This is a messenger RNA of Dermatophagoides farinae (American house dust mite), 2505 nucleotides long. Lineage: Eukaryota; Metazoa; Arthropoda; Arachnida; Sarcoptiformes; Pyroglyphidae. The record is from RefSeq and is a predicted model, not a curated record.